GCAGGUGCUCCCAACCCGACCCGAUUUAAGUCUAGGGUUAGGGUUUUGGGGCCUUCUUCCGAGGGGUCUCCGAGCGGAGGGAGCGAGAGAGAGACGAAGAAAGAGGGCGCCGCCGCCGCCGCCGACGCCGCUCUUCCAACAUGGGUAUCUCUCGGGACUCCAUGCACAAGAGGCGUGCCACCGGAGGGAAGAAGAAGUCUUGGAGAAAGAAGCGGAAGUAUGAGUUGGGUCGGCAGCCGGCAAACACAAAGCUUUCGAGCAACAAGACGGUGAGGAGGGUCCGGGUGCGGGGAGGCAAUUUGAAGUGGAGGGCGCUGCGUUUAGACACGGGGAACUAUUCGUGGGGGAGCGAGGCUGUCACCCGCAAGACCCGUAUCCUUGAUGUGGUGUACAAUGCGUCGAACAACGAGCUCGUGAGGACACAGACCCUAGUGAAGAGCGCAAUCGUGCAGGUAGAUGCCGCGCCAUUCAAGCAGUGGUACCUCCAGCACUAUGGUGUUGAUAUAGGGAGGAAGAAGAAGGCCCCCACCAAGAAGGAGGCUACGGAGGGGCAGGAAGGUGAUGGGGUUGCGGAAGAAGCGAAGAAGAGCAACCAUGUAAAGAGGAAGCUCGAGAAGCGUCAGCAGGGCCGUACACUCGACCCCCAUAUCGAGGAGCAGUUCACCGGCGGGAGGUUGUUGGCUUGCAUCUCUUCUCGUCCAGGCCAAUGUGGCCGAGCGGAUGGAUACAUUCUGGAAGGAAAAGAGCUGGAGUUUUACAUGAAGAAGAUCCAGAGGAAGAAGGGAAAGGCCGCCGCUGGCGCUGCAGCUUAAGUGCAUCUGCGUCGGGUAUUCUGCAGUCAAUAUCCCUUUCUUUGAGCUUUUAGGCCGAUAAAAUUUCUUCGGUUCAAAGUUUUCAGGCGUAUAACUUUCGCAGACAAUGCCCUGUAGAGGAACAAGAAGAUUUUGAGCUACAUUGUUUGUUUGUAUUCAUUUAUCAGGGGAACAUUAAAUUAGGGACCGGUUUAGGCAAAUUCAAUUUGGUUUAAUUCUCAGUGCUCUGUUUCAAAGGUACUUCUCCCAGUAGUAUGAAAUCCACUGGUCGGAGAAAUAAUAGGCACGCACAAUUUCUUGCCUUAUCUUGAGUUCAAUACUUUUUUGAAUCGAAUUUCAGUUCAGAAUAAAAUCAUCUUAAUUGAUUGACCA
Ananas comosus (pineapple) is the source of this 1184-nucleotide messenger RNA. RefSeq names its product 40S ribosomal protein S8-like. The record is from RefSeq and is a predicted model, not a curated record. Gene Ontology annotation, molecular function: structural constituent of ribosome. Lineage: Eukaryota; Viridiplantae; Streptophyta; Magnoliopsida; Poales; Bromeliaceae. The coding region runs from base 141 to 812 and encodes 223 amino acids. The transcript is spliced from 5 exons. Gene Ontology annotation, biological process: maturation of SSU-rRNA from tricistronic rRNA transcript (SSU-rRNA, 5.8S rRNA, LSU-rRNA); translation. Gene Ontology annotation, cellular component: ribosome; cytosolic small ribosomal subunit.